Molecule: messenger RNA, 585 nt
Organism: Babesia sp. Xinjiang
Lineage: Eukaryota; Apicomplexa; Aconoidasida; Piroplasmida; Babesiidae
Gene: rps7
Product: 40S ribosomal protein S7
Exons: 1
Coding region: 1-585 (194 amino acids)
Biological process (GO): ribosomal small subunit biogenesis; translation; rRNA processing
Cellular component (GO): cytosolic small ribosomal subunit; 90S preribosome; ribosome
Molecular function (GO): structural constituent of ribosome
Source: RefSeq, a predicted model, not a curated record
AUGGCUGGUGAAGCUGCCGGAAAAAUUGUGGGAAACCACGAGCCUACACAGCUAGAAUUGGAAAUUGCAAGCUGCUUAGUAUACAUUCAGACCAGCGGCAACGCAGACCUUAAGGGCGACGUGCAGAAUGUGGUGAUCUCACAUUGCAAGGAAGUAGAAGUUGGAGCUUUGAAAAAGAGCGCAGUCAUCAUAUUCAUACCAUACCGCGUCUACAUGUCCCAUGUGCGCCGUAUCCACGGACGUCUGGUGGUUGAACUUGAAAAGAAGACCAAGAAACAUGUUGUAAUUAUCGCCCAGAGGUCGAUAUUACCAAAGAACUACCGUGGCAAGCAGUUCCGUAUCAGGCCUAGGAACAGGUCACUUACCAGUGUCCAUGAGGCCGUUCUAGAGGAUAUCGCAGCGCCUACCGAAAUCGUCGGAAAAGUGCUACGCGUUAAACGCGACGGAAGCCGUGUACUACGCGUUUUCCUUGACCCCAAGGACAAACAAAACGACAACGUAGAAGACAAGCUUGAGACAUUCGCUGCGGUAUACAAGAAGCUCACGAACAAGGAUGUUGUGUUUUCAUUCAAGGUUCACGCCUGA